UUUAUUAAAAUGUCUCGUAACAGUGCAUGAGUACAGAAACAUUUAACAUUUAUAAUUCUUUAAAUUUGGAAAAUAAAUAAAAUGUCCUGUUUGAAUUUCCCGCUAUUAUCGAAUUAGUUUGUUCUCCCCAGGUUAGGUGGCGCUUUCGCGAAAAAACGAGGGGUAGACAGAGAGAUUCGCUUCUUCCUCUCUCUUAUUCUAUGUUCCUAACCUAACUUUAUAUAAGAAGACUAAAAUGUUAUUAAAUAAAUUAACUGUAGCUUUUAAUAUCGGAAAAGUGUGCUUACCUGAAGCCCUCCAGGUGCGUUUCCGUUAUCAUGCCGAUAAAGUGGCAAGAGGUCCGUUGUUAAGACGUUAUGGUUAUGAAGAAAAAAUUCUUCAAAGGGGGACUUUACCGCGACUCAAGGGGGCUGACAGGUUAUGUAAACCCCUAUACACACCCAAAGAUGCGUGGACCGAGAAAAGGGCAUUAUUUGGCCAAAACGACUACAUUGAUAUUUUGGGGAACGAACGUUUACAUCCUACCAGAAUAUUGUACAAUAUUCCACCUUGGUUAAGAGGAGUUGGCGGAAAUGAGUUCCAGGUGAUGCUCAGGAAAAGAAACAUGUUGGCAAAAACCGUAUAUCCCCUUGCACGGCCAACAAAGUGGAACCAGUUACAAAAACGAAUCAAUUACCUCUACCGCUUUCUAAAUAAGAAAACAAAAACUGUGUAAUUAAUUUCAUGUAAAAAUAAAAGAUUUGUAACGGUAAAAA
Molecule: messenger RNA, 755 nt
Organism: Tribolium castaneum (red flour beetle)
Lineage: Eukaryota; Metazoa; Arthropoda; Insecta; Coleoptera; Tenebrionidae
Gene: mRpL51
Product: mitochondrial ribosomal protein L51
Exons: 1
Coding region: 236-715 (159 amino acids)
Biological process (GO): translation
Cellular component (GO): mitochondrial large ribosomal subunit
Molecular function (GO): structural constituent of ribosome
Source: RefSeq, a predicted model, not a curated record